Daucus carota subsp. sativus is the source of this 1682-nucleotide messenger RNA. RefSeq names its product dehydration-responsive element-binding protein 2A. Gene Ontology annotation, biological process: positive regulation of DNA-templated transcription; response to stress. The transcript is spliced from 2 exons. Lineage: Eukaryota; Viridiplantae; Streptophyta; Magnoliopsida; Apiales; Apiaceae. Gene Ontology annotation, molecular function: transcription cis-regulatory region binding; DNA-binding transcription factor activity. Gene Ontology annotation, cellular component: nucleus. The record is from RefSeq and is a predicted model, not a curated record. Bases 178 to 1299 code for a protein of 373 amino acids.
UACAAAGAGUAGUCUAGAGAAGGCUAUAUAACCUUGGUUUUACACCCCGCUGUCGAGCAUUUCUUGUUUUCGUUCGGUUCACACACAGUUGAGAGUGAGAAACGCACACAGUUGGAGUGGAGAUUUGGAAUUGGGGUGAGGAACCCUAGGGAUUUUCGGAGUGUGGGAGUGAGGAUCAUGCUGGCUAAUAUUGUGCAGAGAAACUCUGUGAUGGGUAUAAUGAAACAAGAUUCUGAUACUGGAACCCCGCGCAUUGGUGAUUCCAGGAAGAGGAAGUCGCGAAGCACCAAAACCAAGAGUGUUGCUGAGACCCUAGCUAUGUGGAGGGAUCAUAAUAAGAAGCUUGAUGCAUUGAAUGCCAGUGCUAAACCAAUUCGCAAUUUUCAUGCUAAGGGAUCAAAGAAAGGAUGUAUGAAAGGGAAGGGGGGUCCUGACAAUACGCGCUCUAACUUCAGAGGUGUAAGGCAGAGAACUUGGGGCAAAUGGGUUGCUGAAAUCCGCGAGCCUAGUGGAGGGAGUAGAUUGUGGCUGGGGACUUUCCCAAAUGCUGUGGAAGCUGCUCUUGCCUAUGAUGAAGCUGCAAGAGCUAUGUAUGGAGCUGGAGCUCGACUUAAUUUACCAGAUUUUAGUUCCUACAAGGAGUCGUCCGGGGGAUCUGCUGCCCCUAGCAUGUCAUGUGCUGAUUCAGUGCUUACUCAUACUUCUUCCAACCACACGGGGGCUUGCGCUUAUACUGAUCCGAAGGUGGGGAUUGACGAUUUGGAAAUGAAGUGCAGUGAUGUGGAAGGUGAGUCGAAAGCUCCUGCUAUUGAAAUGAAGUGUAGUGAUGUGGAAGGUGAGUCGAAAGCCUCAGAAGCUCAAAAUUACCAAAGUCCUGCAGUAGUGGAAGCUAUGAAUGAAGUGAAGGAUGAACGAGUGGAGAUCAAGAAAGAGCAGGAGGAUAACAACGACGUAUUUAACAUGGACAAGGGUCUUCUGCUAGGUGAAAUGUUUGAUGUUGAUGAGCUCUUACAAAGCUUAAACACCUAUACUCUCCCUGAUCAGGCCAGCAACACUGAAUGGUUCUACAACAAUGAUCAAGACAUUGGUCACUUCUUGCAGGACGUCGAGCUUAUAUCGAACCCCUCUGAUUUAAGCAUCCAGCAGCAAUAUCCUGAUAUAAAGCCAGAUGAUAUGUUUAAUGAACAAACAGGGUAUAAUCAGGAUCUGGACUUCUUACUUCCUGGCAGGCCUGAAGAUUCCAAUUUCUUACCGGACGAGCUCAAGCUACUUAGCAUGGAUGCAAAUUCCGGGUUUUAAAGAGUAGAGCAUUAUCUGAUAUAGCAAGCAAAAACUUAGGUUUGUCUCACCGAGUUCACAUGGACCAUGAAAUGAGCCAAUUUCCCAUCUUUAUGGUGAUUUAGCACCAAAAACUAAUGUCUGUUUCUUUAAACGUUUCUUUCUUUAUUUUUCAUUUGCCUGGUCUGGUUGGUUAAACUAGUUUGUUAGACUAAUCUGGUGGUUAGGGCAGUAUGUUGGUGACAUUCUGCUGUGUUUGAAUGUUUUAAUGACUAUCCUUGGUGUACAUAAUCAGUGUUUCCCUAGUUUGUUAACUAGUUUAUUAGAGUAAGCUAGUUCUUAGGGCAUAUGUUGGUGACUAUCUGCUGUGUUUGAAAGUUUUAAUGUAUAUCCUUUGUACAUAA